Bacillus rossius redtenbacheri is the source of this 3089-nucleotide messenger RNA. It is a transcript of the gene Tif-IA, whose product is annotated as RNA polymerase I-specific transcription initiation factor RRN3. Lineage: Eukaryota; Metazoa; Arthropoda; Insecta; Phasmatodea; Bacillidae. Gene Ontology annotation, biological process: transcription initiation at RNA polymerase I promoter. The record is from RefSeq and is a predicted model, not a curated record. Bases 101 to 1798 code for a protein of 565 amino acids. Gene Ontology annotation, cellular component: nucleus. The transcript is spliced from 10 exons. Gene Ontology annotation, molecular function: RNA polymerase I general transcription initiation factor activity; RNA polymerase I core binding.
GUCUCCCUAUUGUAAUGCCAUUUUCAAUUUGUAGUGGAGUGAGGUUGGAAUGUGUGCCGUGGUUACUGUUGGUGUAGUAUGUUUUGGAUAGUUUUAAGGGAUGUCCAAGUGUUUCAACAAGAAGCGCGUGACUAUCUUGAAGAGCCCCGGGGUGCCGCGGUGCGGGAGCGUGCCCCAGCAGAGGGUGAGGUUCCAGCUGCCCAGCCUGCAGCUGGACCAGGUGUUCAGCAGCUUCACCAAGCGCGAGAACACCAAGCCGUACGAGGAGCUGGUGCUCACCCUGCGCGACUCUGAGCUGCAGGACGGGGACCUGGAGCAGCUGCUGCACUGUGUGCGACAGUGUGUUCCGGUGCUGGACGAGAGCCUCCAUCACUUCGUUAACGCUUUCCUUAAGAUCAAGUGGCUACACCGCAGCGAUGGUGUGGUGGUGGCCUAUCAAGACUUCCUGGUGGAGCUGGUGUCAGCCCACAACUACUACAUUGUUUCUGUACUGGAAGCCCUGGUGUCCGGCUUCAGUGAAGUUUUGAGCAGCAAUGAGUGGGAAGAUAGCCAACCAACCCAAAAGGAGGUUGACUGCUAUGCCAGGAUUCAUAGUGUGCUAUUGGUUUUGCUGAAAGUAGUGCCAAUGUCGGGAGAGAAGUUGGUGCAGGCUGUUGUCAAGAAGUUCCCGUACUUGAAGGUCAGCCCCCAUGAGCAAGAGAGCUUCCUGUACAACGUCAUGCACGUGGUCGAUCAGCAGCCGAUGUUGGCCAAGGACCUGAUGUUACUGGUUGUUAGCAGGUUGGUUGCGCUGGACGUGAGCAUGCCGUGCUCGAGCCAGGAGGAAGGGCAGGGAGAGGUGUUCCAGAUGGAGGAUCCCGGGUCAGGGCACACUUUGGACGUGCUGAUGUGCGCGCUGCUACAUCACGUGCGCAAAAGGUGCAGCACAGGGUGGGAGGGUGCCAAGACUGCGUACAGCCUGCAGCUGCACGCCUUCGAGCGUGCCGUGCUGCCCACGCACGCGACGGGCUACGCGCAGUUCCUCAUGUUCUACGCGUGCAGCUUCCGGCUCACGCUCGCCGAGGCCUUCAUAGACUUCCUGUGGCGCGUGGCCACUGCCAUCAGCCGACCGUCCGUCAUCCGCCAGGCGGCCGCUACGUACCUGGCCAGCUUCCUGGCACGCGCCUCGUACGUCACUCUCAACAUGCUGAAGAGCACCCUGGCAGAGAUGGCAGCCUGGAUCCAUAAGUACAUCAGCAACCAAGAAGACCUGGAGAGUGUGAACCUAGAUGUCCGCCUGCACGGUGUGUUUUACUUCAUCUGCCAAGCCGUGUUCUACGUCGUCGCCUUCAGGCACACAGACCUAGUCGACUCCAGGAAAAACCUGACGUUCCUGCAGUCGCUGGGGCUGGCGCAGAUGGUGACGUGCGUGCUGAACCCCCUGCGCGUGUGCCAGCCAGUCCUGGUGCGCAGGUUCGCAGCCGUGACUCGCACCCACCAGCUGGCGUACUGCUACACUGUGAUGGAGCGCAACGCCCGCAGCACCAUGCCUGUCAUCUACAUGGACGACAUGGGACUGGCCGUCUCCACUGCCACCUACCUGGAGGCUGUCUUCCCCUAUGAUCCUCUGCACAUCCCGCGCUGUAGGAGUAUAAUCGCACCUUUCUAUCGGGAAUUUGAUGACAUGGACUUGAGCGAAGAUGAGCCCAAUGAUGUGGAGGAGGCCUCUGGCCACUUGCAAGAGGAUAACGAUGACUUCCUUGAUGACAUGUCGCUGGGAACAUCUGCCCCAGAGAUGCUCUCUGUCAGCAUGCAGUGAAUGCAAACUGUGGGUGUGCGUGCUGAUCAUGUUUCUUGGUGAUUUGUAUUGUGCUGGAGUUUUGUACAGUGUCAUGGUUGCAAUUUUAAUACCAGAAGUACAUGUUUGUGUGUACAGUAAAAUCAAAAUCAUAAUUUCAUGGGUGGGAAUUUAAGGGGUAAAAUUUCAUAACUUUUGUUUACCUUGCCCUACACUGGACAUGGAUUAAUUUAUGGUGAAAAACAUAAAUAUCAGAAAUAGUAUAGAAUACUCAUUUAACUUGGCCAAACACAACACAGCAUCGUGUUGUAUCUGUGGUGAUCAGUAGUAACGCAGUAAUUACAGUGGAACCUCGUAAUUAUGAGUACAGAAUACUACAAGACCUUCAAAGAUACAACUGUUUUGUAAUGCACCAUCAGGUUGACUAGCUAAAUCAUACUAAAUUAAACUGUUUGUUCAGAGUGCUUCCUUGUUGGCCCUUUCGUAAGUACGAGUGAUUUAAAUGGCAUCUUCAAACAAGGAAAAACACUUGUCUGUUGGGGGGGAAAACAUUCACGUAGUAAACACAGAUUGCUAAGCAAGAAAGCGCAUGCUGCGUGGCCAGGCCGGUGGACUGUGUCACUAGCAGGUAGCAGCUGGUCCAAGGAGGGGUAGGAAGUAGGCGGGACUCUGGUGACAAACAUGUUCUCUCUCUCUCUCUCUCUCUCUCUCUCUCUCUCUCUCUCUCUCUCUUUAGGUUGGCAGCAACUAUUUGCCUUUCCCCAACCCGAAGCUGGUGCGCUGGCUUUCGGUAGAGGAGCUAUAGCCUCUGAGCGUCCCCUCAAAAUCUUUUUUGUCUCGUAGUAGUUCAAUGCAUUUUACUAAAUAGUGGGGGAGGGGGGGAAUUCACGAUUAAAACAAAAACCGUUUCAGAUACAAAAAAUUCUUAAAAACCUUUUCUGUUUAAAAUUUAAUUUUCUGCAACUUUUAUUGUAUGCAUUUUUUUGUUACUACUAUGCACGUUUUUUUAGAUAUGGUGUGAAACUUGGACAUUUGGAAGCUUUAGGAUUUUGACUUAGACUUAAAUUUUCUAUAUUCAGUUAUUACCCGUACUCGUAGAUACGAGUAUUUCUCCCGCCAGUGUCAGCUCUCGUAGUAGCAAGGUUCCACUGUAUGUACUAUUAUACAUAUUAUCAACCCACUAUGAAAUAUUCAGUUGUACGUGGUUUGAAUGGUUAGUGAAAUGAAUUGUAAUUCCUGUUAUGAUGAUUGGGCUAAUGUAAUGUGGAGCUGUUCAGAGAGACUCAAUAUAUUUUGAUGAAAACCCAGGAAA